This is a messenger RNA of Meloidogyne enterolobii, 538 nucleotides long. The record is from the annotation of a GenBank genome assembly. Lineage: Eukaryota; Metazoa; Nematoda; Chromadorea; Rhabditida; Meloidogynidae.
AAUAAAAAAAUUUCCCAAAAAAAUGGUUGUAACACAAAUUAAACCAACAACACAAACAACAUCCCCUUCUUCUUCCAAAAAUUCUUCAGAAGAAAAUAUUAUUUUACCUCCAGAACAUUUAUUUAGUGAUUAUAUUGAAAUUGUUUAUUUAGGCUCAGUUAUUUUAACUGGAUUAACUUUAAAUUUUUGUGUUUUGAAACGUUUACUCAUUGAAAAGAAAAUGACUGAGCGUGGGGGCAGGCCUAAGAAUGGCUUUGUUCUACUCAAAUUGAAUUUAAACAUAAGCGAUUUAUUAAUUUUAUUAAUUCACGCACUUGGCAAACUUGGUUGGCUAAUAACUUAUGAAUGGAAGGGGGGAGAGUGUUUGUGCAGAAUAUUUAAUUUUCUUUCAAUGUUUACCCUUUAUUUGUCUUCAAAUAUUGUUAUCUGUAUUGCUCUAGAUAGAUUAACUACCGUCUUAAAUGCACAAAAAUUAAAUAUGGGACAACAAAAGGUUGGAAAAUUUGGAAAAAUAAUUUUUAAAGUUUACAUGGCCUAG